GGCAUUACACAGUGCGCAGUCGCGAAUACUAGACGUGUCACAGUUUUCGAAAAAUCACUUAUCGACAUACCGAUCCGGUGACGGCGCAUCACUAUUUUUCGACGACAGCGCCGCAACGCGUUCUGAUUGAUUCCGAAUCGAUUAAUCAACACGUGACGUUUUAAUCGAGUAACAAUAUUUUGUGGCACAGUGAGCACGUGGUAUCCACAAAACACUAUACCUAUUAAAACAAAAUGAUAAUAUUUUUUUUUCGAAUACAACAUUUCUUGUAUUUCGCUAUAAAGUAAUAUUAUUUCCUUUCGUUUAACUUUCGCCUUGUUUGUGUGUUAGUUUGUAAUUUGUUUUAAUCGUUUCAUCAUUCACGCGUGGCAGUUAUCUUUACGAUAAUACCGUGAUUAGAAUCUCUUCAGUAUUAAUAGCUAUCGUCUAGAAUGUACUAUAUAACACUAGUUGUCGCCGCGGCGUUACUCGGGGGCGGCUGUAGAUCUGCAAACGUCAACAAACACUUGAGAAUGUUACCACACAUCGAUAACAAUAUUGAAUCAAACGUGGUAGCAACAAAACAGUCAACAAUGGUGAAACUGCUGGCCAUUACGCGUCGACCGAAACUCCACAACCCUCAUCCGCCUGGCACGACUGUUGAACUGACUUGCGAAGCUUACGGCACGCCAGCGCCAUCUAUACAGUGGUACAAGAACGACGCGCCGGUUUACGAGCACGAUAUGGAGUCUAAUGAGCUGGUAGACACAAAUCCGACAUCCCUCGCCCGGGUGGUAUCCACGCUGCUGGUUACAAGGACGGACACUCGGGACCAGUACACGUGCCUUGUGAAGGCUGGGAUGAGGGUUGAGAGGGCUUCAUGCACAGUCUACAGGACGGAUGGCAGCACUGAGGUGACGGAGCGCUCCAAACUACUGCCACUGGCGCCUCGGAUAUUGGUGUCGUACAAAGCCUACAUCGACGUCAUAGGCAGUAAUGUGAUGCUGCCCUGCAGAGUCAGGGGUCACCCUCGACCGACCAUCACGUGGACGUGGAAGAACAACAAUGGCACCAGUGGAACUGUCACCAAGCAUAAUCCAAGAAUGAAGGUGCUACGCUCCGGUGAGCUUAUAAUCUCGCCGCUGCGGUGGAGCGACAUGGGGGAGUUCACGUGCCACGCGACCAACAUGUUCGGCAGCCAGUACGCCAACACAUUCGUCUAUCCCGCUAAAGCGGGGUAACCCAUGUCUAUAGUAAUCACACAUACAAGCGUGAAGCAUACUUAAACUGGAUGUUCCUGUUAUUAAUUAAGUUAAAGAUAAAAAAACGUUAAGAGCCUUACACACGCACGCGGGAAACGCUGCGUUUCUGUUACCAAACGCACGACCAUAAGAACUUAAAAGUGUUAUAUUUUAUAAUAUUUGAAUACUUGUUCUAAAAAUAUUUAAUAUGAUAAGGAUGUUUACGCAAAGCAGUAUGAAGGUGGCACUUAGACGUGAAAACAAAGAGUGACUUUAAAAAAAAAAACAUAAAGGCGGGAAUCGUUUUUUUUUUUAUUUUCCCGCCUACAGACUAAAGCAGAAACAAAGUAUAAAUAUGUUAUGACACAGUGGCGCCCACAUCGGGAUAAAUGAACAGUAAACUGCAGGCAGAAAAAAAAAAUAGUUAUCUCCACAGAGUAUUGUACUGUUUUAUUUGACAGAUACGUUUUAAAUGUAUUUUUAAAUAGCAUAUCUUUUCAGACACGCGGUAAUUUAUUAUUGGAAUAUAAUUUUUCAUAUUUUAAUAGUGUUAACCUGUGAUUUUAUGUAUUAUAUAUGUAUUCUCUAACAAUUUCUAAUUGUUACAUUGUCAUAUGUCUAAUUUUAAAUAAAAGUUUCAAAACAAUGUAUUUUCUUCUCGCUCGAUGACAAUAUUUCAAAACUGCAAUAGAAUCACGCAAUAGAUUACGAGUGCAAAUUUUUGAAAGCGACUUUUGAAUAUGCCAAUUUCAAAAAUACAUAUUUUGAUUUGACGUAAAUAGUUCUCUAAAUUUAGUAUUGAGAGAAUUGUUACAGUUUUUCGUAAUUAGAUUUUAUCAUUUAUACAAAUGAGUACUUAUGAAAGAUAAGUUAAGUUUGAGUAUGUAAUCACAUUGAGUUGAAUUCUAUGACCAAAGCAAAAAUUUACGCCACAUCUUUCAAGUGGUAGAAACAGAAGGAACCGAAAAAUAUGUGUAUUUUGUUUCAUUCCUUUUCAUAACAUAUAUAUGAUAUAUAUGUAUAACAACUUAUGUAUAUUAGGUGUGGAUAAUAUAUAUAUAUAUAUAUAUAUAUA
Molecule: messenger RNA, 2295 nt
Organism: Galleria mellonella (greater wax moth)
Lineage: Eukaryota; Metazoa; Arthropoda; Insecta; Lepidoptera; Pyralidae
Product: neural/ectodermal development factor IMP-L2-like
Exons: 7
Coding region: 432-1220 (262 amino acids)
Cellular component (GO): neuron projection
Source: RefSeq, a predicted model, not a curated record